Molecule: messenger RNA, 784 nt
Organism: Piedraia hortae CBS 480.64
Lineage: Eukaryota; Fungi; Ascomycota; Dothideomycetes; Capnodiales; Piedraiaceae
Source: the annotation of a GenBank genome assembly
GCGGUUUAGAGACCGACUUUACAAUUACCUGCGGGCAUUAUGCGUUUGCGGUACACAAGGCCUACUUAAGCGCACAGUGCGAGUAUUUCCGGCGCCUGGACAACUUCAGAGAAGGCCGUAGCCGCUGUCUAGAGCUGCAAGCAGCAGUGAAAGACGAGGAUAUCCUCCGUGGCCGUGAUGACCCCGAUACCAUCCGUAUCCUAGUCCAAUUCGCAUAUUACAACGAUUACAGCCUGGACGAGUCCACCCCUCCUAACCUCAACACAAAAUCGCACUAUCACCUCUCCGACAGCGAACAGGUAAUCUCACCCCACGUAAAAGUCUACGCGGCAGCGUUGAAGUAUCAAUUCCCCUUGCUUGAAAAAGCAUCAAUCGAGAAGUUCAACAAAGCCCUCGGCCGGAACUGUGAGUCAGACGGCGUCAAAGACGCAAUCGAACUCGCGUGCACUAUCCUCCCCAACGAGAAGAAUCCGCUUAGGAAGAGUAUUAUUAAGUUGUUAUCGAGGAGGGAUAUGCUGCUUGAAAAACCGGGGAUUGCGCAGCUGAUUAGGGAUGAUCCGGUUCUGUGUUUUGAUGUUAUGCAGGAGAUGAGAAGCUCCGGUCCCACACAUCCGUAUGCAGAUACGGAUUUGCCGUCUAUGGUGUUUAGGCGGAUGCCGAGGUAGGUGGUGGGAUUUAGGGGGGUAGGUGUUGAUUUAGGGAUGGGUUUUGGUUUGUGGGGCGUUGGAUUUGUGGUUGUUGAGUACGAGAGGUAGAAAAGGAUCGUGGAUAGCUACGCAUGCGA